AUGCCUUACUUUCCCACGCCCCUCGCCGCCCUCCUGCGCCUCUCCAUCUCCCCAAUCCUGACCAGGCUCCCCAAGAUAUUGGUCCCCGAAUCCCCACAUCCACUUGUAGACACACAAAUGCCUGCUGCCGGCACGGCGCCACAAUUGCACACGUCCCUUACACACACCGACCCAAUCGGGCACCCCUCUGGUCCGAACACGCUUCUCUGGCACCUCACAAGGUUGACGUCGCCGCAACUGUACCGGUUCUUGUCAAAGCAUACUCCGUUGCCCUCAAUCGUCGUCGCGCAAAUGCACCGUGUCGACCCCCCGCUGCCUGACCCGCACAGUCGGUCAAAGUUGCACGUCGAGUCGCAGGGCCGAGAUGCACAUACGCCGUUGAUGCAUUGCCGCCCACUUGUGCACGCAUUGCCGCACCGCCCGCAGUUCAGUGCAUCCGACGUCGUGUCGCGGCACACACCCUCGCAUCGCUCCGCCCCAAGCCCCUCACACGGUUGCCCGCUCGGCGUUGCGCUGCUUGUCGAUGCGCUUGUUGACGUGACUGUCGUUGAAGACGCCGCCGACGUACUCGAUACGGAUGAGGCAAGAGACGAUGACGAUGGCACACUGCUGCUGCUGCUAUUCAAACUAACCGACACACUACUAACCGAAGUCACGCUGCUGCUGCUGAUAGAAGCAGUUGCUGAUGAUGUAAUAUUGUCUGACGAACUUGUAGCCACAAUCGACGAUGAAGACGGGCUACUCGAAGACACCAAAGAGCUCUCAGAAGUAGCAGUUGGGCUGCUCGAAAUGCUGAUCAAACUGCUCGAAGUGCUGGAUGCACUACUUGGGACAACUGACGAGCUGUUCGACGUUGCCGAAGAGCUGCUGGUCGGAACCAUGCUUGUCCCACUCGAACUGCUGGAUAAGCUGCUGGGAGAUGUCGAUGAGCCAGUGCUAGACGCCACACUCGUCGCUGAAGACGACCCACUCAAACUACUAGACGAGCUGUCCGUUGAUACUGAUGCACUGCUAGUAGCUGUCACACUUGUACCUGACGACGUGCCAUUCAAACUGCUUGCUGAACUACUCACUGAGCUGCUCGCCAUGGUCGACGGAACAACUUCGCUUCCAGUGCUAGAUAGACUGCUCAGACUUGUAGGCGAUGAGCUUGGUCCCGUUGCUGUAACACUCGAGCUACUAAAGUUGCUUGUCGCGCUGGCUGAUGUGCUACUAACAAAUGAGCUACUGCUUUUAGUCAAGGACGUGACUGAACUAGACAAGGUGCUGCCUGUGCUGCUAACAGAUGCGCUGCUAACAGAGGCACUGCUUGACCCAGUUGAGGAUGCCGUUGAACUCGAUAAUGCGCUGCUGUCGCUGCUACUAGAUUGUGACGACGAAGUCGAACUAGAUAAUGAGCUGCUUGUGCUGCCAGAAGAGGCCACACUCGACACUGCGCUGCUACUGGACAGUGUUGAAGACGACGAAGCCAAAGUAGACGAUGCAGAAGACACAGAGACACCUGGGCAAGACCCACUGGUGGUCACAAUCGAAGUAAUCGUUGUCGUGGCUGUAUUCGUCACAACCUAG
This is a messenger RNA of Bipolaris victoriae FI3, 1569 nucleotides long. RefSeq lists its product as hypothetical. The coding region runs from base 1 to 1569 and encodes 522 amino acids. The transcript has 2 exons. Lineage: Eukaryota; Fungi; Ascomycota; Dothideomycetes; Pleosporales; Pleosporaceae. The record is from RefSeq and is a predicted model, not a curated record.